AUGCAAGAGGUGCUGCGCGCGAUCCCGAGGGAGUGCUUCGAGCGGGACACGGGAAAGUCGCUCGCGUACGCGGCGUGCUCGACGGCGAUCACGCUGGCGUGCGGCGCGCUGGCGUGGGCGUGCGUGCCGGUGACGGCGGCGUAUUGGCCGGUGUGGGUGGCGUACGCGUUCGUGACGGGAACGGCGGCGACCGGGUGCUGGGUCGCGGCGCACGAGUGCGGACACGGCGCGUUUAGCGACGAUAAAACGAUUCAAGACGCGGUGGGAUACGCGCUGCACUCGUUGUUGUUGGUGCCGUAUUUUUCGUGGCAGCGGUCGCACGCGGUGCAUCACUCGAGGACUAAUCACGUGCUCGAGGGAGAGACGCACGUGCCGGCGCGGUUGGGGACGGAGGACGCGAACGUGAUGUUCAAGUUGCGCGGGUUGCUCGGCGAAGGGCCGUUUACGUUUUUGAACCUCGUCGGAGUGUUCGCCUUGGGGUGGCCGAUUUAUUUGCUCACCGGCGCCAGCGGUGGGCCGGUUCGCGGGAACACGAACCACUUCUUGCCGUUCAUGGGCGAGAAGGGUAAGCACGCGUUGUUCCCGGGGAAGUGGGCGAAGAAGGUUUGGCAGAGCGACGUCGGCGUCGUGGCGGUUUUGGGAGCGCUCGCGGCGUGGGCGGCGCACAGCGGUGUCGCCACCGUCAUGGCGCUCUACGUCGGACCGUACAUGGUGACCAACUUUUGGCUCGUCCUGUACACGUGGUUGCAGCACACUGACGUGGACGUGCCGCACUUUGAGGGCGACGACUGGAACUUGGUCAAGGGCGCGUUUAUGACGAUUGAUCGCCCGUACGGGCCAGUGUUUGACUUUUUGCACCACCGCAUCGGCAGCACGCACGUCGCGCAUCACAUCAACCACACCAUCCCGCACUACCACGCCAAGAAGGCCACCGAGGCGUUGCAAAAGGCGUUCCCGGAUCUGUACCUGUAUGACCCGACGCCCAUCGCCACGGCGACUUGGCGCGUCGGCAGCAAGUGCAUCGCCGUCGUCAAGAAGGGCGACGAGUGGGUGUUCACGGACAAGCAGCUCGACCCGGUCGCGGCGUGA
Ostreococcus lucimarinus CCE9901 is the source of this 1089-nucleotide messenger RNA. RefSeq lists its product with no specific name. Bases 1 to 1089 code for a protein of 362 amino acids. The record is from RefSeq and is a predicted model, not a curated record. Gene Ontology annotation, biological process: lipid metabolic process. Gene Ontology annotation, molecular function: oxidoreductase activity. NCBI's taxonomy places the organism in Eukaryota, Viridiplantae, Chlorophyta, Mamiellophyceae, Mamiellales, Bathycoccaceae. The transcript has a single exon.